Molecule: messenger RNA, 662 nt
Organism: Populus euphratica (Euphrates poplar)
Lineage: Eukaryota; Viridiplantae; Streptophyta; Magnoliopsida; Malpighiales; Salicaceae
Exons: 1
Coding region: 91-378 (95 amino acids)
Source: RefSeq, a predicted model, not a curated record
ACAAACAAGAAAUCAAACUCACUUUCUAUCUUCUCUUGCACAACUCGUAUCUCUCUCCCCGUCUUGUUAGUUUUUGUUCUCUGAAGGAUAAUGGAACCGACUGUUUUGACCCAGUUGGCAACGGGUCUUAGUGUGCUAGCCGGGGCGGUUCUGGUCAAGUCGGUUAUGGGCCAGAAGCCCAUGGCUGGUCCGACGUGCCUAUCUUGCAACGGCACGGGUCGAGUCGCUUGUCUUUGUUCCCGAUGGUCAGACCGAGAUGUGGGUUGCCGGACUUGUUCUGGUUCAGGUCGCAUGGCGUGUAGUAGCUGCGGCGGGACAGGUACUGGUCGGCCUAUUCCGGUUCAAAUCUCUAUGCGGUCACCAAACCGCCCAUCUUGACCCGGUUCGUGCCUUAAAGAUUUGUUUUCGGGUCUGUUAUGGUAGUGAAUAUUAGUUAAUUUCUCGCUCUCUCUCAUAUUUCUAUGGAAACUUCUUUUCUUUUUCGGAUUUUCCCAAACUCUGGAAAAGAUUAAAUUGUAAUAUAAUACAAGUUGAAGAGAUACUUGGAUGGAGAGAGGGAGAGGAGAUGGAAGAUUAGUUGGUUGUAACUUGCAAUGAAAGUGAUGAAUACAUUGAGUACUGAAAUUCUUAUAAAAAUCGACAACUGAGAAGUUUAAAGUAGU